AUGAUUUUUGGGGCAAUCUCUUCGCCUUACGUUGCGCAAGAAAUCAAGAAUCGCAACGCUGAGGAGUUCAAGGAUAUUUAUCCAGAGGCUAGUCAGGCGAUAAUAUCCAAACAUUAUAUGGACGAUUAUCUGGACAGCGUAGACGGAAUCGACGAGACUAUUCGCAGCGCACGCGAAGUGGCUCUAGUACACAGCAGAGGUGGAUUCGAAAUCCGAAAUUGGAUGUCAAACUCUCAAGCAGUUCUGAGUACUUUACCAUCAGAAGCAGUAGCGCAACGAGGAAAGGAACUGUCAUUCAACGAGGAGGAAUUCCAGCGAGUAUUCGGAGUAGUCUGGUCACCUGAAAAGACAUAUUUACCUUCAGCACUGCUUUUCCGCGAGUGGAUCAACGACUGGUUAAUGGAGAGAAACAUCCUUCAAAACGCGAGGUAUUGCAAUUGA
Molecule: messenger RNA, 441 nt
Organism: Belonocnema kinseyi
Lineage: Eukaryota; Metazoa; Arthropoda; Insecta; Hymenoptera; Cynipidae
Exons: 1
Coding region: 1-441 (146 amino acids)
Source: RefSeq, a predicted model, not a curated record